Molecule: messenger RNA, 789 nt
Organism: Halteromyces radiatus
Lineage: Eukaryota; Fungi; Mucoromycota; Mucoromycetes; Mucorales; Cunninghamellaceae
Product: biogenesis of lysosome-related organelles complex 1 subunit 1
Exons: 6
Coding region: 46-468 (140 amino acids)
Biological process (GO): endosomal transport
Cellular component (GO): BLOC-1 complex
Source: RefSeq, a predicted model, not a curated record
UUUUACUUUCUUUCCGUUUUAUUUUCUUUUAUAUAUAUAUAUCAAAUGUCUUUAGCACAAUUAUUGAAAAACCAUCAUCAGAAACAAGCAGAAUCAAAACGACAAAAUGAUCAGUUAAGAAAAGAAGCUUUGAAUACAACACAUACCUUAACCGACACAGUAUCUGACCACGUGAAUCAAGGUGUAUCGACCAUGUUUGCAAAACAAAAAGCCCUAGAACAAGCAUCAAAAGAAUUAGCUACACAGACAUCAAGAUAUACCAAGCAAACCAAACAAUGGUUAACCCUCGUUGAUGAUUUCAAUGAUGCUCUCAAGGAGUUAGGUGACGUCAAGAAUUGGACACAAGUGAUGGAACAAGAUAUGAAAACAGUGAUGGCUACAUUAGAUUUUGUUUAUCAAGGCAACAUUGACGCUACAACAAAGAACAGACCAGGUGAUGAACAUUCAACGGCGAUAUCGUCAUCAUAGGACAGGAAAACAUACAAAUAUUCCAAUGACUUUAUGACCGAAAAGAAGACUUACCUCUUUUUUUUUUUUAUUAUUGGAUUUAUGAUUCUAACUGAUAUUGGUAAUUGGAUUGGAUGAACUGGAACUAGGAAUUGUACUAGAUAUAGAAAUGACAGAUUUGUCUUUUUUUUCUUAUGUUUGGAUUAUACAUUAUUAUUAUUAUUUUUAAAGUUUAUACUAUCGUGUAUGUUUUAGUUUAAAUAUUUGGAGAUUUACUAUAGUAGUCUAGUUAUUAUUUUACUAAUACAAAAAUAAAAAUAAAGAAAAAAUGUCAAAAUAGAA